AUGCGUGUCAGCGAUGCCGGCGCAACAAGAGCCGUUAGAGCAUCUGCCCAGGACGCUGCACGACGUCGGGCGACGAGAAGUCCAACCCAAAGCGCCCACAAUGACAACAUUUCCAGAAGGCUCGAAGCUAGCUGUAGUGUUGAUGAGCGGUUGCAAAGCGUUGAACAGCCAGAUCCGCCGGAUCUCUCAUUUCAAGAUGCCACUCAAGUCCCAUCAGAGGCAGCUACAACACCCCAAUAUGCCGAGGCCGACUCGGCAAUGAGUAUCGUACGAAAGAUUUACAAGCUCAAUAGAGAGCAUAUCGGUGACUGUUCAACCUCGGCCAUACCAGACGGCGACGUGGACAGUGCUUCGAGCCCAGGGUUUAACAUGCAUCCACGUGUAUCAAUCUCGACUAUUCUGAAUUGUCAGUUACCCGACGACUUGACUAUUUCUAGUCUACUAGAGGAUUACUUUGAGGCAGUACACUGGUUCUCCCUGGUCAUUUACGAGCCGCACUUUCGAAAACAGUUGCUAGCAGUUCAGCAUGGUUAUGCCUCGAUCUCGGAAACUUCAUUUCUUCUGCUUUUAUCCAUGGUUCUAUCAAUGGCCGCAUGGUACCGAUCAUCAAAUUGCUCUGCAGACGAUGUCGGUAGAUGGCGUCUACUGAGCAACGAGCUGCUGUCGGUUGUGGAAUCUAGACUUGUGCAGAUCAUGGAUGAUCACUCCUUGACAGCAAUACAAUGUUGCAUAUUGCUUGGCUCCCACCAUGUCUACCACGGCAGACCUAAUCUAGCUUUUUCUCUUUUAGGUGCUGCUACCAAGAUGGCACAUGCCCUGAGUUUGCAUAGAUGUCUGAAACAUGGAAGUCCCGGGGACAUUGAGGAGCGGAAGAGGAUCUGGUGGACGAUAUAUACUUGGGAUCGGUUUGCCUCUGUUUUCUAUGGACGGCCACUGACCAUUGAUGAUGAAGCUUGCGAUGUGGAGAUGCCAGACGUAUUUGCCGAGUCUCCAUAUUUCAAAGAAGGCUCAUCUCAAUUGGCUCCAGCCAGUACAGUCUAUUCCCCGUAUCAGAUUGAACUGAACAAGCUCUACGUCCUGGCUUCCCCAGCUCUGAAGAUGAUAUUCGGGACAUGUCGAUCCCAAGCGGCAGGACACGAUUCGGACUUGAAGUACAGAUCCCUGAUCAAUACUGUUACCAAGAAACUUAUGGACUGGCACAAUCAACUGCCUCCACAUCUGAAGUUAAACCUCAACCGAGAUUUCAAGCCCGAUGAGGCUACUUGGGCUACUAGGGCACACACGUUGCAGUCUUUGGCCUUGCAGCUAACAUUUGACAAUCUCUUGAUCGUGAUCUACCGCCCACUCUUGUCCCAGCAGGCCGAGGAUCUCUCAGCAAUGAGCGAAAGCAUUUCUCAAGAGCCGCACCUUCAGGAGCUGGACAACGAUAUCGCACAUCUUGACGGUGACACGUCUCAUCACAGCCAAAGGCACGUGUCAGAGUAUUGGUGGAGUGCGGCAGUGCGAACCGCGCGAGUCACUCAACUAACACAACUGACCCAUUUAGCCACAAAUUCUCAUCUCGUCGCUUUCAUGGCCAUGAAUUUAUUUCACUCGGCGAUAGUCCUAGUCUUGAACGCCUUGUCGAGCCCCCUUUCAGACAAGACUCAGGGCGUAAAGCGUGCCCUGACACGCAUUCUGCGACUCCAGGAACUCGUGGGCCGUCGGUCUAUAUUUUCUAGGCAAAGCAGCGCCGUAUUAAAGAACCUUAUUGCUUUGCUGUUGCGCAAAGAGAGCGAGGCAAUGCUUGGUGUGUCGGAAGUCGCAACUCCCCAGUCAAGGUACGAGGGCACUGAGCCAUGGAUUUCCGGGCAUACAUAUGACCCAGUCUUGUUAGGAGAGGAUGCCCUGCAAGUCUCUCAAGACCCGACUCGUGGAUCAACUCACCCCGAAAGCGCCGAUAUAUUGUCCGCUCCAACAGACUCACUUCGGCUUAAUCAAAGCCUUGCGGCGGUACAAAGAGCAGUGUUCCCUUCUCUCUACGAGACACAAACAUCCCAGAACCCAGGAGCGCCAUACGUACAUGAGGCAACUGGGCCGUGGCCAGCAUCAUUUUCUGGAGGACACGAGGCUGGCGUAUCGCACAAUGCUGGUGGUAACCACAGUGAUAUGCAAAUGGGCGAAAAUAAUGUUUUCUGGCUCUGGGACUUGCCACUCGGCGGUUCAAGUCUUGGCUGA
Molecule: messenger RNA, 2217 nt
Organism: Pestalotiopsis fici W106-1
Lineage: Eukaryota; Fungi; Ascomycota; Sordariomycetes; Amphisphaeriales; Sporocadaceae
Exons: 5
Coding region: 1-2217 (738 amino acids)
Biological process (GO): DNA-templated transcription
Molecular function (GO): zinc ion binding; DNA binding
Source: RefSeq, a predicted model, not a curated record